GAAAUGAUCGAAUUAUUACCAGAUAUAAAAAUUUAAAUCCACAAAUUGAUGCAAAGAUUUUGAGGAACUGUUUAGAGUAUGAACCAAAAUUUUUUACAUGGGGAGCUUCUGAUUUCUUUAAUGUAAUUGAUUCAAAUGGUAAACGACAAAUGAUUGUUGUUGAAUCCGAUUCAAGUCCAGCAGGACAAGUCACAAUGCCUUCGUUAGGUAUAAAUAAAAGACAUAAUGGAUAUAAGUUUAUAACACAAACAGCAUUUAAACAAGCUCUAAAAGGUACAGAUCCCUCUAUUGGAGAGCUUGCUAUAUUGUAUGAUGUGACUAGCGAUGAAACAGAAGCAACCGGGUUUGCAGCUGCAAUCUCUGAAGAAACUAAAGAGCAUGUUUGGAUUGUAAUGCUUUACGAUAUUGCUAAAUAUGAACUUCUUAAGUGGGAGAAUAAAGUUAUGUAUAUCAAAGAUCAAGAUGAAGGUCAUAAACCUUGGAUUUAUUUUCCUCUAAAAUCUAAGACUGUGGUCUUUAAUAAUAUAAUCUCAUGUUUAGCUGGAGGUCAAAACAAAAUUAUGGCAGCAAAAUCAUUUGAAUUAUUUAAUACUGAACUUUCCGGAAGUGGGCUUGUUAUUCGUUUUCCAAAAACCGUAUACAAUGUAAACAAGAGCGAAAUUUAUUCGUGUAUCGAAAAGAUGGGUGGUCGUGUGGUGAUUAAAUCUCCCUAUGGCAGUUGUGGGCAUGGUGUUUACACAAUCACCAAUUCAGAAGAAUUAAAAGAAUUCUUUGAUACUAAUCAUCAUUACGAAAAAUUUAUUGUACAAUCUCUUGUUGAAAGUGCUUAUGGGGACUCAUGGAAUGCCUUUGGAACAAAUGUAUCUGUUAAAUUAGACUCUAGUUGGAUAGAAGAAUAUGAAAGAGUAAUUACAGUUGACCAGAAAGAGUUUGAUACUACUGGAUUGGGUAUUGAUGAUUUAAUUGAUGCAUAUGUGCAAACUGUAUUAAGCAUUAUUGCUAUUGAUAAAAUGUGCCAGAAACUUUUUGUUAAUCAUGAGUUCAAUUUUGAAUUGUAUCGCACAUUGAACCCCGACGAUGUAUUGUUAGAUGAUGAACCUGUAAAUUUCCUAUGUAUUAUUAAAGAUAACUGA
Racocetra persica is the source of this 1133-nucleotide messenger RNA. NCBI's taxonomy places the organism in Eukaryota, Fungi, Glomeromycota, Glomeromycetes, Diversisporales, Gigasporaceae. The record is from the annotation of a GenBank genome assembly.